GACAGAAACUCAAAACCAAAAAAAAAAAAAAAAUCAAUUUUGUGUUCAUCUUUUCUCUCCUCUUUAUGUACGAUGUGUUACGGUCACAAUCAAUCGUUUUCACGCAACAGCCUCCGUAGCCGAUCUCACGACGGAGAAAACGAAGAUUCGUUGGUGGUCGAUGAUCUUCGUGACCGGCUCGCGGAAACAGAGGCGCGGCUGCGACGAGCCAGAGCGAGAGAAGCGGAGCUCAGCCGUCGGUUAGAGCAGAUGAAGAGGUUCGUUUCCGUCAUGGAGAUCAUGGAGGCUUUCUUAGAACGGAGAUUCCAAGAGCAGAAAGAUCGAAUCGAUCGCCUCUUCUCUCCCGUAUCAACCAAAUGAAGUAUCUUUCGUCUUCUUCCUCUCCUCUGUUUUUCUCUGUUUGUUCUGUUGCUAUGAAUCUCUUCUUCACGUAAAACCCUCUCUUGUUGUUUGUGUUCUGAUAAUAUCAAUUAAUCAAAUUAC
Messenger RNA from Brassica oleracea var. oleracea, 483 nucleotides. Its product is annotated as protein SKIP34. The record is from RefSeq and is a predicted model, not a curated record. Bases 73 to 360 code for a protein of 95 amino acids. The transcript has a single exon. Lineage: Eukaryota; Viridiplantae; Streptophyta; Magnoliopsida; Brassicales; Brassicaceae.